AUGGCGGCCUCCACGGCGAGUACACGUGUUAACCAUUUUGCAGGGCUAACACGUAAACAUGGUCUGAAAUGCGAAUCAAUUGAUGGGAUACCAAUUGAAGCAUACGUUAAAAAUAUUUCUGCUAUUCUCAAACCUGUAAAUAUUAUUGCCGCUUCCCGAGUGAGCGGAAGUGUUAUUGUUUUUCUCGACUCUGUGAACGCUGUGGAAACUGUUUGUACAACUGGUCUGUCAGUGGGAGACUGCUUUACCCAUGUGCAACCCCUUGUAAACCUGCCACUAAAGUGUCUAAAAAAGGGACAUAUUAUGAGAAACUGCCCAGUAAGUCAACAGCAAACUUCAAACGACCCAGUUCGCGAUCAUUCUCUUCCAAAUAGUAAAACCCGCCCCGACCCUGAACCAAGACCUAUUGAUCAGUCUACUAUUGCUACUCUUGAUAAAACUGAUGAAGCAAACGACAUUAAUGAAAAUGGUGAUAAUGAUAACAAUAGUCAAACGAUGGAAGUUGACGACACGCCCGAAAAUGUAGAGUAUAACAAAAGUCACGGAAACAAUACAAUAAAUGAUAAAAGUGACGAUAACGUAAUAGGUGUCAAUGUGUUAAAUAGCAAUGAUGAUGAUAGUAAAGCGCGUGACAAAAACAAUGUGACUAACAAUGACUUGAAUGAUAAAGGUGACGAUAACGUAAUAGGUGUCAAUGUGUUAAAUAACAAUGAUGAUGAUAGCAAAGCGCGUGACAAAAACGAUGUGACUGACUAUGAUUUAAAUGAUAAUAACGAAAUAAAUGAAAAUGAAAACACACACGACACUAGAGUGAGUAAAUCUGUUGUAAAUAGCUCAAUGUUAACUGGUGCGAAACACUAA
This is a messenger RNA of Saccoglossus kowalevskii, 861 nucleotides long. Its product is annotated as GATA zinc finger domain-containing protein 4-like. The record is from RefSeq and is a predicted model, not a curated record. Lineage: Eukaryota; Metazoa; Hemichordata; Enteropneusta; Harrimaniidae.